AUGCUUCUAAUUGAUUCACUAAGUGACAAGGUUGCCAAGGAUAUAGGUCUGGACCUUACGAGCGCAUAUAAAGAGGAGCACCUUAUUCCCUUAAAUUUGUUGAUAAUAGCGAGAUUUAGUCUACCAUCAAAAUUGGGUCUAAUUGGGAUAUUCCGGCUCUCCAGAAGACCAUCAAAAAGUAAGAAAGAGCUAGAGUUCAAGCUUGCUACCUCUAAAAGUUCUUCUUCUGAGCUCUCUUCUCAAGUGGAGAAGACAGUAGAGGAGAACAAGGCAUUUUCACUUAAAUUUUUUGAUCUCUCCACUGCUUUGAACAAGAAAGAGUCUGAGCUCUUCGAUGUCUUGAAAGAGAAAGUGUCUGAGCUUGCUAAUGCUAUCAAAGCUACUACUAGUGUAGCUAAUUACAAUCUGGAGUAUUAUGACAGUGGUUUUGAGGGCUUCAAUGCUCAAGCCGCUCGUGCAUUCCCGGAGCUUGAUUUCUCUAAAAUCCUAUCUAAGGACGAUCCUCCCUCGGCUAAUUAG
Molecule: messenger RNA, 519 nt
Organism: Ilex paraguariensis (yerba mate)
Lineage: Eukaryota; Viridiplantae; Streptophyta; Magnoliopsida; Aquifoliales; Aquifoliaceae
Source: the annotation of a GenBank genome assembly